UCGCAUUUCGAAACGCGCUCUCAGGGAAAUACGAGAUGCGUUUAGCUUUAAACUGCGCCUUCAUUCUGACAGCCGUCGUGCUGUGCGCGGCGUACAAGGUGCCAAGCGCCCAAGUGCGAGUGUUCUAUCCCAAGGGAUUUGAGGUUUCCAUACCGCACGAGGAGGGCAUUACAUUGUUCGCCUUCCAUGGCAAGCUAAACGAGGAUUUUGAUGGAUUGGAAGCUGGCACAUGGGCGCGCGACAUACCCAGUGCGAAAAAGGGACGCUGGACAUUCCGUGAUCGGGAAACCGUUUUGAAUAUAGGCGACACCCUGUACUAUUGGACCUUUGUCGUCUAUAAUGGACUGGGCUAUCGCGAGGAUGAUGGCGCGUAUGUGGUCACCGAGUAUACGCAAAGUGGGAAAUCCUAAGACAGCUUGAAAUAAGCACGAAAUCGAAGUCUAUAACGUGAAUGGCUAAUUUCCAUUGUGUGUCAAUUAAAAAACCUGUCUUUAAUUAACUUAUAUGAAUACAUUACGAGUAGACAUAGAACGUAGAAUUGGUUUAUAUAGGCUAUUCUCUUAAAUAUACGUUACAUAAUAUAUAGAAGAACAGGCUUUUCGCUUGACUGUGCCCUGCUUAUUUGGUAUAUUUUACAGGGUAUUUCCUUGUACAAGUACUCGCAACUGCCUUCCUUUAAAACUGACUUGUUCUUGGAACAAUUGAUAUGUAUGUCUAGUAAUUGUAUUAAUUUGGCGUACUUAAAUGAUUCUGAAUAAAAUUCGAAUUGUUAUGAUAAA
This is a messenger RNA of Drosophila virilis, 779 nucleotides long. Its product is annotated as gram-negative bacteria-binding protein 3. Gene Ontology annotation, molecular function: carbohydrate binding. Lineage: Eukaryota; Metazoa; Arthropoda; Insecta; Diptera; Drosophilidae. The record is from RefSeq and is a predicted model, not a curated record.